AUGCAGAACAGCCACCUGUUCGGCGCGUACAACGUCUACGCGCAGCAGCAGCAGCCGUCGCACUCGGGCGCACAGCAGCAGCAGGGGCUCGCCGCGGCGUUUGGACAGCCGCCGCAGUACGGCCAGCCCCAGCAGCAGCCCGGCGGACAACAGCAGCAGGACAUCUCGCUCGGACACCUCCAGCAGCACGCGCCCCAGCAGCAGCAGCAGCAGCAGCAGCAGGGAGCCAUCGCGGGUCCCUCUGGCGUCGGCUUGCACGAACACCCGGACGCGGACGACGACGACGACGAGGGAGACUCGGGACUGCAUGCCACGCCCAGCGGGACAACCAAGAAGAAGGCUGCCGGAGGACGACCUCGCGACAAAGUGUGGGAGCUGUUUGACGGCGACCGCGAUGUCGCUCGCUGCCAGUGGUGCUCGUGGAAGACGGACCACCCAAAGGCGUUCCGCAUGCGCGCGCACGUCCAGCAGUGCGAGCUGAUCCCGCAGGAGAAGAAGGACGAGCUCGAGCGCUUCCAGCACGACAAGGAGGAGCGCCUCCAGGCCAAGAAGGAGCGUGCCGAAGCGCGCGCUGCUCAGAUGGCUGCCGCUGGUCCGUCGCAGCCGAAGAAGGUCAAGCGCGACAACGCUGGCGAGAUUGUCGUUGGCACGGGCACGCCCAAGUGA
This is a messenger RNA of Rhodotorula toruloides NP11, 666 nucleotides long. RefSeq lists its product as uncharacterized. The transcript has 3 exons. The record is from RefSeq and is a predicted model, not a curated record. NCBI's taxonomy places the organism in Eukaryota, Fungi, Basidiomycota, Microbotryomycetes, Sporidiobolales, Sporidiobolaceae. The coding region runs from base 1 to 666 and encodes 221 amino acids.